Molecule: messenger RNA, 2609 nt
Organism: Papilio machaon (common yellow swallowtail)
Lineage: Eukaryota; Metazoa; Arthropoda; Insecta; Lepidoptera; Papilionidae
Product: probable G-protein coupled receptor CG31760
Exons: 18
Coding region: 284-2368 (694 amino acids)
Biological process (GO): G protein-coupled receptor signaling pathway
Cellular component (GO): membrane
Molecular function (GO): G protein-coupled receptor activity
Source: RefSeq, a predicted model, not a curated record
UGUUGGCCCGAAUUCGUACAGUUCCGCGCCACGCUCUGCUUUAAAUGGAGUGAUUAAGUAACCUCUAUUCGAGCGAUAAUACAGAGGAGUGUUGUUAAAGAUCUCAUUAAUAUAAGUGCUAUGUAAAUGUGUUUAUGUCAGUGUUAAGUCAUAAAUUAGCAAGAAAUACUUAUAAAUUAGCUCGUGUAUGAAGACCAUUUGAUUUGAAUUUGAGUAAUAUCCAAACACAACUAUGAUUUGAGCAGAUUUGAGGAUAACGUCGACGGGCGAAUGGUCCGCAGAGAUGGGAGGGCCGCGGCGCAUGUCAAGUGCGCUGCUUCUGCCCUUCGCCCUCCUGUCGCUGCCGCCGGUGAUUGCUUUCAACGCCACUGCCUAUCGAGAAGAAGUGGAAUCAUCUCUACGUUUAGUGCAUGCUGUGGCAACUGGAGCCACGGGGGCACUGUGCGUGACCCACAGAUACGGCCGAUUGCGGGCACCUUUGCACGCUGCACGCUGGGACACGGCUAGAGCCAGAGCUGAUUUAGCUGCCAACAUGCUACACCAGCUUGGCUUGGAAAACGCGGAGGUUUUGACGGCGGUAUCUCAAAGCCUAGUCAUGGGGGCGAGUACAGCGGAACGCGCAGUUGGAGCACGCGCUAUAGUUCUACAACCAGAUGGAAUUAUAGAGGGAUCGAUAGCUUGGGAGAGAUACGGCACGGGUGAACCAAUUGCCGUACCCGCGCCGCCGAGGGAUAACCCUCCUGAUCCCGAAUACCCAUGGUAUGUAUCUGCUUAUCAGACAGAAGAGCUUAGGUCGUCAAAGUUUAUGCCUUCGCCACCUGGGGCUGCUAUGGGAGGCUGGUGGACUUACCCAUAUUAUAGCUGCGAAUCUGAGCGCUGGUUAUUGUCAUAUACAGCUCCGGUUUCAAAAAUCCGCGGCUUAAGUGGAGUUGUUUCACUGGACAUAGACAUAUCUAAUUUAGAAAUCAAUCAAUGUGAGGCAGAGAAUGAUGAAGAAAAUGAUAAUCAAAUAUAUUCCUUCCAUGGAACUCAUAAAUGUCCCAAUGAGACUACUUUUUGUAUAUAUACACCAAACAGAGAAAUGAAUGCAAGACAUGCUGGUUGGGCAAGAGGGUCAUAUAUUUGUAAAUGUAGACCAGGAUAUUAUUCUUUACAGCAUCCAGAAGGUUAUAAUGGAUCUCUUGUUGAAGUUGCUUUUCAAGAGUAUGAAGAAGGAGGUUUAGAAAACUGGAGUGAACCUUAUGAAUGUUUGAAAUGCCAGCCGGGUUGUGAUACAUGUAAAGGUCCUAAGCCUUGUCUCGCCAAAUACAACUGGCCAUUCCGGAUAUCACUUCUCGUGAUAUCAGUGUCGUGUGCCGGGCUGACAGUAUGCCUCACUUUCUAUACGAGACACCAUCGUCGUGUCAAAGUGAUCCGAGUCGCAAGCCCCGUGUUCCUCUCAAUAACAUUGCUGGGAUGUGCUAUAAUGUAUAUGGAAAUGGCAGCAAUAUUCCCAGUACUUGACAGAUAUUCCUGUAUUGCCACAAAAUGGACUCGGCAUAUGGGUUUUUGUAUCACCUACACAGCUUUACUCAUGAAAACUUGGAGAGUUUCACUAACUUACCGAGUGAAGUCAGCACACAAGUUGAAGUUAACUGAUAAACAGUUACUGCAAUGGAUGGCACCAAUCCUUCUCAUAAUGCUGGUCUAUCUCGGUACAUGGACUCUAUCAUCACCACCAGAUGCUGAAGUUAUAACUGACGACAACGGAUUAAAAUUCAAGCAAUGCACAUACAACUGGUGGGAUCACAGCUUAGCUAUAGGUGAAAUUCUAUUUCUACUGUGGGGCGUUAGAGUCUGCUACAGUGUUAGACAUGCAGAGAGUCUCUACAAUGAGGCUCGUCUUAUUUCCAUUGCAAUAUACAAUAUAUUCUCAGUUAAUUCAUUUAUGAUUACAAUGCAUUUAUUAAUUUUACCUCACGCGGGCCCAGAUACGAAAUAUCUUCUCGGCUUUGUUAGAACACAAUUAUCUACAUCAAUUACAGUCCUAUUAGUCUUUUUCCCAAAGGUAUUUCGCGUGAUUCGAGGCACGGGAGACACAUGGGAAGGUCGGGCACAUGCCCGAGGUGUCCCCGCCUCCUCCUCUCUUAACGGUAUCGGCCUAGUGGCAGACGAGGCACCAGACUUGUACCAAGAGAAUGAGGAACUAAAGGAAGAGGUGCAAAAGCUCGCGGCUCAAAUAGAGUUUAUGAAGAUCGUACAGAUGGAGAUGCACAACCGGCAUUUACGGCCGAGGCCCGGCAGUUACUUCAGCCAGGCCCUGCCGCUCAGCCCUGUACAUGCCAACACCAACGUCCAGGAGGUAAGUGAGUGGGGUGGGCCAGUGUGACUGGUGGCACUAAGUGACAGCGGCUGGUCAUGGCCGGGGCCCGCCGCACGUCGCGUCACCACCGCAGUCGACCCGCGCCAUCCGGCAUUUGUCUGACACAUUGUCAUGACCCAACCGACAAUGUCUUGUCACUGCCGUCUGACACAACUGACAUUUUUUCGACAUUCCACUAAACUACUUUUAUUAUUUUCAGCACUUAUUUUGUUAACACCAAUCGUAUUAUUUACAGCUAUUAUAUGAU